AUUUGUGAUAAAUGGAUCAUUUUGAAGAAGAUCUUGUCGAAGCCCUGAAGGAAAUUGUCAGGAGUGGUAACUGGCAAUGUGUGGGGUCCAAGUCGAAAUUCAAGUCACCAUGCACCAAGCUCUACUCAGACGACGGAGAAGACAUUGUUCUUGUUCAUACUGAAGAUGAUCGAUUUUGGGCUAUGGACUCAUCUUGUCCCCACGAAGGAGGCCCGCUCGAUCUCGGUGACAUUGAAGAUCUUGGUGAUGGGAGAUUGGCCUUGAUUUGUCCAUGGCAUCACUUUGAUUUCUGCCUUGACACGGGGGCCUCCUCCACCGGACUGCAGAACCAAGUCUACGAUGUCCGUGUGGUUGAUGACAUGGUUUACAUAAACACGCAGAGUAGUCUGUCUCUCAGUCCUAUUCCAUCUACAAACACAGCCCCUCAGGAAAACCUGUUACCAGUGGAAGUGGCAUCUAACCCCUCUGAAAAUACGCUUUGUUUCUGGGCAACAAAAGUCCUCUGCACGGCAGACCCAAAGGAGAAGGUUGCCCUGACAAAAGAGAUUCAGGAGUGGUGGAACAGUGGAAAAAUAACAGAAGUGGGAGAGGCCACUCCACCAGCCCAGCCCAGCAGGAAAGACAACCUGACCGUGCUUGAACCUGGCAAGAUCAAACGUGGAAAAGGAGGUACUCAGGCGAGCAGGAUAGCACUGCUUCAUUCUCUGGCCAACAUAGAGCAAUGGGCUAUUGACCUCUCCUGGGAUGUAAUUGCCAGGUUUUCUGAGUUCACACUGAACGGUGGAAAUUCAUUGCCUCGCCAGUUCUUUAGCGACUUUGUCAAAGUGGCAGGGGAUGAAGCUAAGCAUUAUCAAUUACUUGAGGAGAGGAUAACAGAACUUGGCAGCUAUUUUGGUGCCCUGCCAGUACAUAAUGCAUUGUGGCAGUCCGCAUCAGACACCUCCCAUGACCUCCUAGCAAGACUGGCCAUAGUUCAUAUGGUCCACGAGGCCAGGGGUUUAGAUGUGCAUCCACAGACUCUGUCCCGCUUUGCUACUCAGGGAGACCAGCGCUCUGUUGAAGUUCUGGAGGUGAUCUAUUCCGACGAGAUCACACACGUUGCCGCUGGACUCAGAUGGUUUACAUACAUCUGCUCAGAGGAAGGAAGGAAUUGCUUGACGACCUUCCAUGAGUUGGUGAAGUUGUAUUUCAAAGGGUAUUUAAAGCCUCCAUUUAACACAGAAGGGAGGAAGAUAGCAGGAAUGACUGAAGAGUGGUAUAUUCCUUUAGUGAAACCUUCAAGCUGACAGAAGAUUCUGGAUAACAACAUGGAUAACAACCAAAAUACUGCACCCCCAUGAAAUCGCAGGCUAAAUUCAGCUGAAAAACACCAUGUUGUAGUAAAUGUAACAUGUUUCAAUGACCACAUUCUCUGACUCUCAAACUGGAAAGUGUGGCACUGC
This is a messenger RNA of Chanos chanos (milkfish), 1442 nucleotides long. RefSeq lists its product as uncharacterized. The record is from RefSeq and is a predicted model, not a curated record. The transcript has 12 exons. Gene Ontology annotation, molecular function: 2 iron, 2 sulfur cluster binding. Lineage: Eukaryota; Metazoa; Chordata; Actinopteri; Gonorynchiformes; Chanidae. The coding region runs from base 12 to 1286 and encodes 424 amino acids.